Molecule: messenger RNA, 955 nt
Organism: Gossypium arboreum
Lineage: Eukaryota; Viridiplantae; Streptophyta; Magnoliopsida; Malvales; Malvaceae
Product: ethylene-responsive transcription factor ERF096-like
Exons: 1
Coding region: 100-669 (189 amino acids)
Biological process (GO): regulation of DNA-templated transcription; ethylene-activated signaling pathway
Molecular function (GO): DNA-binding transcription factor activity; DNA binding
Source: RefSeq, a predicted model, not a curated record
UUGAAAAAGAAAAAUAAAGAUUAAACAUUUGCAGACAAUUUGCUAUAAUAUACGUUAAAAUCUGUAUCUGACCCGAAGGAUUUUGGCAUCUUUAAUAGGAUGAUUGUUGACUUAUUCUGGAUGUUCCUAUUAGUUUAUAUGGGUGGCCAAUUGUGUGCGUUUGCAACUGAGUAUAAAUGUGGAACUGAAUUUGAUGCUCUGUUUCAAGUUCAAACGAUGCCAAUGGAACAAAAUAAGAUGAAGAAAGCAGGAGUGGCGGAGUCCAGCGUUCGAUAUAGAGGUGUGAGGAGGCGGCCUUGGGGGAAAUACGCAGCUGAGAUUCGGGACUCGACGAGGCAAGGAGGACCUCGGCUGUGGCUGGGAACUUUUGAUACAGCAGAGGAGGCUGCUCGAGCUUAUGACAGAGCUGCUUUCUCUAUGAGGGGUCACUCCGCUAUUCUCAACUUCCGAGAUGAACAUAUCAUUUCAUCCACCACAGUAAACUCUCCCCCCAGCGCUACCCCUUCAUCAUCAUCAUCAUCUUCUUCAUCAUCUGCUUCUGCUGCUUCUUCUUCUUCGUAUUUCUUUGAACAUGUGAAAAGCAAGAAAGAUGAUGAAAGAAUAGUGCUGGAAUUGGAGUGCCUGGACGAUAAAUUGUUAGAGGAGCUUCUUGAUUUUGAGAAUAAAUGAAACCAAGAACGAUUGAAGCAUUUUUAGUAUCUUCUUCAACAGCAAAACAACAUUUUUUUUUUUUGUAGAUAUGUGACUUGCUUUUAGUUACAUAUUAAGUCAAGGGUCCAUAUGGAAACUCCGAGUUGAUUUUAGGCUGAUUUGGGUGAGUUUUAGUUAUCUACUUUAUUAUUCGUUUUUGUUUUGGUCAAACAGAAAUAUCCUUCAAUUGAAUUAUAUUGACUGUCUAAUGUUGAUGCACUCACUGUCAUCAAUAUGUAUCAACUCUGGCCUUUUUAUGCUCCAA